AAAGCUUCUUUCAAUGUUAAUCUGAUAUGCUACUUUAAGGUAGAACAACAGUUAACAUUUGUGUAAAAUUCAUUUCCGCAUAGUUGAAUAAAACGUUGUCAACAUCUUUAGUACAGUUCCUCAGUGAGUCUGUGGCCAGCAACUUCUCCAGUUGUAGAUACUUGGAGCACUUAACAUUCAACUCCAACUAUAAGAUCAAAACAUAAACCAAUCGCCGUAUUAACAAAAAACAAUUUUAAACAAAGAACAUUUGUGGAACUGCCAUACUGAUAAAAAAAAAAAAAUACGGUAACUCCAAAAAUCCAUAACAAAAAAAAUACCAGCAUUUAAAAUAUAUUUAAACCAUGAUAAAAUUACAUUUUUGCAAAUAGACAGCAAUACAUAAUUAACUUUGUGUAAAAUUAUAAACUUUAUUGUGCAACGUUGUAAAAUUAAAGAUAAUUAAACAAAUCUGUGUGCAACUCAAAGAAAGUUAUAAAAUAAAAAUACUAUUUGCUGGCAAAAAAAAAGGUGCACCGAUUAGAUUAAAAUGCCAAAACUUGUGCGGCAACGUACAAAUUAUAUUGACUGCAGUUGAAAAGUGUGAAAAAGACGCCAUUUGAGCUGACUUUGAAAUAAAGUUUUUAAAACUGUCAGCGUUUCAAUAAAUUUUGUAUUCGACAAUAUGUUGCCCGCCAACGUAGGCACCGCAAAUCAAACGCAAACCAAGAGAGAAUUGCCAAUUACAAUGAAACUGGGAAGCGGUGGAGUUGCCAGCACGUUGACAGUGACACCGUCAGUUAAUGGACAGAGCAAGGGCCAGGAGGAUUUGCGUUAUCUGCCCAUUGCCACAAUGCCCAGCAAACCCUGUAGCAUAACAAUAAGCAAUUAUAACAGUAACAGUAACAGUAAUAUAAAUAAUAUUAAUAACAAUAAUAGCAAUAAUAUCAAAACCAAACUGACGCCCGUGAAUAUUGUACAAAAGCAGCUGAGAGUCAACAAUUCAACUCCAGCGGGAACAGCGCCGUUCAUACAAUUAAUGACAGCCAAUUCCAAUGGCAAUUCAAACUCGCUGCUAUCUAUAUUGACGCCCAAAGCAAUUAUCAAUCCUACUAGCAACAACAGCAGCAAUACCAACAACAAUAACAAUUCCAAGAUGCAGCCGCUUCCUCAUCCUCAAUCGCAGUCGCAGCCUGUGAUGAUACGACCAGCAACAACAUUGACAACAAUUCCUGUACAACAACAAAAUGGUGCUGCCGUUUACAACAAUAAUAAUAACAGCAACAACAACAACAGC
Molecule: messenger RNA, 1276 nt
Organism: Drosophila innubila
Lineage: Eukaryota; Metazoa; Arthropoda; Insecta; Diptera; Drosophilidae
Product: CAR1 transcription factor-like
Exons: 3
Source: RefSeq, a predicted model, not a curated record